This is a messenger RNA of Magallana angulata, 3469 nucleotides long. RefSeq lists its product as uncharacterized. The coding region runs from base 1409 to 3157 and encodes 582 amino acids. NCBI's taxonomy places the organism in Eukaryota, Metazoa, Mollusca, Bivalvia, Ostreida, Ostreidae. The record is from RefSeq and is a predicted model, not a curated record. The transcript has 15 exons.
GUCAUGUGACAGACCUGCAGCCAGCUUUAGUGAUUUAUCAAAAUACAAUGUCACCAAUGGAACCACUGGAUGGACGGGGAUCACACGGCAGAACUACGGGAGAAUCUGGGCAACGGACUGGAGGAAAGGUACCAGUCUGUUUGACUGUAUAGCUGUAAACGUUUCUUCUGGUAACGCCAUAUCUGUACACGAGUUUCCUUGCGAUACAAACCUAACGCCAUUGUGUGAACACGGAACCAUAUUGAAAGGAUAUACAAAUGAAGCAACAGAAAAUAGUGAUACUUCUAUAUCUUCAGCUGUUGGGUUGGCUUCAGGUUUUGGACUCCUUGUUAUUUUGAUUGUCGUCGGUGUUAUUCUUUUGAAAAGGAGAAAUAAAUUAAAAGCAAGGCGAUCGAGCAAGGUAUCGUUCCACAAUAAGAACUACGAAGUAGGGAUGGAAGGGGUAAAUAUUCCGCCAUUGUAUGCGGAGGUGGAGGAAUGUGUAAACAGUACGGACAAGACGCCUCAAGGAAAUCCAAGGGAUAGUGGAGGAUCCGACCGCACGUAUGACCAUGCACGUGUGCAGAGUCUAGGCCGCAUACUGACCGACGACGACUACGACCAUCUACAAUGACUCCCAGCAUCAGGGGGUCCAAUCCCCCAAACAUCUACAAUGACUCCCAGCAUCAGGGGGUCCAAUCCCUCAAACAUCUACAAUGACUCCCAGCAUCAGGGGGUCCAAUCCCUCACACAUCUACAAUGACUCCCAGCAUCAGGGGGUCCAAUCCCCCACACCCUUUAGAGAAUUAACCCUAAAAUAUAACCAAAAACAAGUUUUAGACCCCUAUCCUUAACAAGCACACCCUCCCCUUCAAACGAGAAAAUUUCUGGACAAGUGUCUGCAUCCAGAAGUAAGGUCGACAAUGCAAUCAAUUACAAACAUGUAAUAUAUAUGUACUCUUGUGGACAUUGUUUGAUUGUUAUCUUUAUUCCGGUUUGAAAAUUGUGUGCUUUCAUGCUAUUUAGAAAAAAUAAUGCUAUUUAGAACUGUUGCCUUUGGAAAUGCAUUUUUUUCAAUUAUGUAUGGUUUCCGGUGAAUGCGUUCGAGGAGUACAGAUGUAUUGGGGUAAAUAUCCUGAUAUACAGACAUGUUAAAAGCUCUAACCAGUAAUGUAACCUAUCUAAUUGUAUCUGCUUAUACUUAAAUAUUUUAACGGACAGAAAUUUACAAUUCAUGAGGCUACUCUUCCUUUAAUUGCUUAGAUUUGCGUGACUUCAUUUAUGAAAGUUGUGCUUUAAAGACUAAAGAGCAAUAAAAAUGUAAAUUUGGAAAAACCAUUAAAUUGUCAAACAAAAAGAUUGCUCGAUGUUGAGGUUGUUUUUCAUGUAUUGUUUUAUUUACAUUUAAACGUUUCGCGGAUAUAUCAAGAUGGGACUUCUGUUCUGUGCCAUUUUUUCUCUGCAGACACUUAUUGUUUCGUCCUUGUCACAGUUUGAAGUCGUAAACAAGCAGACUUCGUGGUCGUCUGCGAACUCCACGUGUGAGUUGGCGGGCUUCCGGCUAUCUGGUCCUGUUAGUCCGGAACAGAUCCCUGUGGACUCGGCACUUCCGGAACAGUCCUUCUGGAUCGGAGCACUAUCCCACCAUACGCCAUGGUUCCAAGUCUAUACCUGUAAGAAAGUGACAGAGAAAAAUAUGACCUUGAAAACUGACAUAAACGUUAGAGGGAACGGCCAGGCGCUCUACGAUUGUUUCCACGCGUGCAAAAACUUCGUGGUCUUUGCUUUGUCUGAAGUGGCCUGUUAUUGUGGCUAUAAAUUGGUGUUCCAGGGGUAUUCUUGUGAGAACAGAAUCCUGCCGUCCUCUCCCUAUGAUCUGUACGGGUACUCAGGCAGUCUGGCUGCUGGACAGGUCGCCACCCUACAGUACGCACAGAUCCAGGGGGAGUCAUUUGGACCCUAUAACGGUACAGGAACUGGCGACUGCGCAGCUGCGUUGAUUGUUCCGGGAAGUCGUUUAUCCUCACAUCAGUACCUUCCAUGUGAUACAAAGCUGCCAUAUAUAUGCAAUAAGAACCUGAGUCUGGUCGCAGUAACCUGGGCGGAAGCAGUGAUCAGAUGCAACAUUGUGCUCACUUCUUCUUUUGAGGGUUAUUAUGAAACGCCUACACAAAGUCCGACCCUGGCGUGGACCGGAAUAUCCCGCCGGAGUCAUCUCUACUGGGGUCAAGAUGUUCUUGUAAAAGGGAAUUCUCUCUUCCACUGCUUGGCUUUAAGCAUUGGCCAAAACGGCACAGCUGUUCUUACAAAGAAAGACUGUAAAGAAAAGUUACCGUACCUUUGCGAAAAAGGAACGCGAAUACCCGAUAGCGAAACAUCUACGAACCCAUCAACGAUAACACCAGAGACCAGCAGCGCCUCGUCACCAAAGGUCCACAGUUCUACCACCACUGGGUCCACAUCUACCGCAGAGUCAGUAUGGACACUAGUGACAUCAGAUGUCACAGCAACACAGCAACCGACAUCAGGCGUCACAACACAGCAACCGACAUCAGGCGUCACAACGACACAGCAACUGACAUCAGUCGUCACAACGACACAGCAACAGUCUUCUACGCCUUCCUUAACGACAGAGCAACAAAAAGAAACGACUUCGAUCGACACAGGUGAUGAAACCACAAAUUCUACAGUGACAAGUUCGCCGUAUCAAAGCGACAGUGGAUUCCUGCUGCUGUUGGCCGCCAUUUUGGCGGGCGUUGUGAUACUCGUAGUCAUAAUCGUAUUAUGUCUCAUCUACAAAAGAGAAAGAACACGACAUUUGUUUUCGUCUGAUAAAAAGAAAGAAAAUGCGGACGUCAUUUACAGUGUCGUAAAUCGAAAAAAGAGUCACACGAAAGAAAUACGGGAUAUUCUGGACACGCUCUCCGACAUUUCCUACGAUGUCGACAUCUCGGCAAAAAUGACAGAAAAGCUUCCCUCGGAGGCGUUCGUGAACGGUUCGUACGACCCAGCUUACGAUGACCUUGACCCCUGGUACCGUUCCAGUCUGUUGAUCCAGGUGGUUCCUGAGGGUCAGACCCACACCCUGACCGUCUCCGACCUUCACCCCUCCCCGGACAAGGACACCGUCGAUAACUUCUACAAUCACGUGGUCAGGAACGUACAUGGCGAGAUCUAGGAGAGGAAACUCGGACCCGAUCAGAUACUAGUAAACAACGUCAGCAGACGACCAGUAGAAAGUACUUGUACUGCCUACAUUAUCAUCUUAUAAUAUUACAUUACCAGAAUAUUAUUUUUGUGUUGUAUUUAUAUUUUUCAUUGAUCCACUGCACAAUGUCUUCUGCAUUUUUUUAGAAGCAAUCAGUAAAUGAAAUAUUAAGGUUUUAUUUAUGAAUUAUAUAUACAUCAAUAUAUAGAAAUGGUUCGAAGAUUUUCAUAAGUACAUUAAUUUAUUUAAAAUCAUUUUAAAAAUAUUGAUAUACUACUUAAG